Molecule: messenger RNA, 2163 nt
Organism: Argentina anserina (silverweed cinquefoil)
Lineage: Eukaryota; Viridiplantae; Streptophyta; Magnoliopsida; Rosales; Rosaceae
Exons: 9
Coding region: 165-1523 (452 amino acids)
Biological process (GO): molybdate ion transport
Cellular component (GO): membrane
Molecular function (GO): molybdate ion transmembrane transporter activity
Source: RefSeq, a predicted model, not a curated record
UUCAGAGAAGAUGGUAGUAGUUACAAUCUUACGUAGAGAGGCCCUUUUCACAUCUCAAAAAUCCUUCUUUCUUUCCAAUUCUGAGAUCUGAAGCCGAAUGGUGGCUCCCAAUCUCUCUCUCAGUUUCUAGAAAGCUCCCGUGUUUUGAUUCUCAAUCGGAAUCAAUGGCGGUGGUGAUUGAGGCCUCCGUCUGGGAACCGAGCCCGGCGCUCUACGUCUUCAUCUUCUUCGCCUCCCUCUUCUCCAUCCUCUUCUUCCCCUACGCCUCCGGCACCGCCAAACCUCCCUCGCUCUUCGACCACGGCGCCUCCCCCUCCGCCUCGUCGUAUAGGUUCCAGCGCAACUUCCUCCUCCUCUACUCCCUCGCCUCAGUUAUGGAAGGACUGUGGUCAGUGUUCGGUGAAUUUGAGCUAGCUUAUUACGGAUUGCGCAAAGAGAAAAUGGUGCUGUAUCUCUGUGUAGGGUUUUCGGCUUCGAUUUCUGUUGGUUCUUUGUUAGGUGUGCUUUGUGAUUUAAUAGGUCCGAAGAAAGUGUGCUUCUUCUUUUGCUUUUUGCACUUACUUGUUGGCUUUUUGAAGAGAAUUGUCCCUCAUCCGAGUGUUUGGAUGGCUAGCAUUUGUUUGUCUAUCGCGAGUUCUGUUUUUUCGUUCGGUUUCGAGACGUGGAUGGCGGUUCAACAUGAAGAGCAAGGGCACAGGCAAGACAUGCUGAGUGAGACAUUUUGGUUGAUGAGUUUCUUCGAGUCGGCAUGUCUUAUUGGUAGCCAGGUUUUUUCAAAUUGGCUCAUUGGGAAUAAUGCGGGGAGGAGUAUGGCAUCUCAUUCCACUGCAGCUAUAUUCUUGGCUGUAGUAAGCUUAGUCUCUCUCAGCAAGGGAUGGAAAGAAAUUCCGUAUAAAGUAGCUCUUAAGGAGUAUACGGCAUCUUUUCGUGCAUGCAUUGUUGGCGAUAAAAGAAUAUGGCUUUUGGCAUGGGCACAAGCUUGCCUUCACUUCUCUGUGGCAGUAUUCUGGAUACUAUGGGCCCCAACAAUAGUGGCUGAUGGACGAGAAGUGCACCUAGGGUUGAUUUAUCCAUGUUUUCUGGGAUCAAGAAUGCUAGGAAGCACAGUAUUCCCAUGGCUCAUUAGUGGAAUCUCAUCCUUUAGAACUGAGGAUUGCUUAGUAUGUGCAUUCAUUGUACUGGGGCUAGUAUUGUCAAUAACUGCCUAUGAUUAUCAGGAAGUUGGGAUGCUAGUAGCACUAUUUUGCAUAUUUCAUGCUGGCUUGGGCGUGAUUUUGCCUUCACUUGCCAGAUUAAGAACCAUGUACGUGCCUAAUGCACUGCGUGGAGGGAUGAUAAGCCUUUCUCAAGCCCCUGCAAAUGCAGCAAUUCUACUUUUUCUGGUGCAAGGAAAAUACCACAAUAACAUUGGAAACUCAACGAUCAUAUUAUUUGCUGCCCUUGGAUUAUUCACAGCCGCUGGUUGUAUGCAUGUCUUGAAGCGAUGGGGGAAGCAACCAUAUCAGAACUGGCACAAAUUGUGAACUGGUACUAAUCACCAGUGUUUUGGCUGAGUUGGACAUCUGUAAACAAUCAUUGACUAACAUAACAAGAAAUCAUGUGCCUAACAUUUAACUGAGGUAUGCCACUCUUGAAGUACGCAGAAGAUGAAUGUGGAACAAAACAUAGUGCGUUAAGAAUUUUGAUUGAUAUUGUCUUAUAUAUUCUUUAGGAAUUAGCUGAAAGUCUUGUCCAAGGCGGAAGUCAGCUGUUGAUUCUUUGCCAGUUUGUCCAAUUUGAGUUUCCCGACUCAUCUUAGCCUUCUAAGUUUCUGUGCGCAUCUGCAAGGUUGGCUGGGAUAAAAGAAGGGACUAAUGCUUACUAUCAGCUGUGUAGACUACCAGUUCCAAUUUAGCGAUUAGAGCAUUAGCAGCAGGCGCAGAACUGCGAUUCUCAGUCGCCCCCUUUUUGAUGAUUUUUUAUAUCUUUUUUUUGUUAUUCUUUUUAAUCUGGGUUGUAAUUCUUCCACUUAUAGUGGCAUAAUGACGAGUAUAGUAUGUCAAAACCUUGUACUUUAUAGAAUGGUGAUAGAAUGGUAGACGAAAACGAGGAGUCUAACCAUCAGGCUCAACCAAAUGUAUACUUCCAGAAUUUUAUAUAUGGCUUACUAUCAUUUUCAGUUUU